This is a messenger RNA of Vitis riparia (riverbank grape), 1178 nucleotides long. RefSeq names its product red chlorophyll catabolite reductase. The transcript is spliced from 2 exons. Gene Ontology annotation, molecular function: red chlorophyll catabolite reductase activity. The record is from RefSeq and is a predicted model, not a curated record. Lineage: Eukaryota; Viridiplantae; Streptophyta; Magnoliopsida; Vitales; Vitaceae. Gene Ontology annotation, cellular component: chloroplast. Gene Ontology annotation, biological process: chlorophyll catabolic process. Bases 39 to 1004 code for a protein of 321 amino acids.
GAUAAUACGAGAGUGGAGUGGCGAGUGAGUAGAAACGAAUGGCUGUGGUUACCAGCCACUUUUUGCUUCCUCCACUCUGUCUUCCUCCCCCUUCUUCUCGGACCGCUUCUCAUUAUUCUGUGUCACCGAGGAGGCCUCCGAUCAUGGCUGCUUCCUCAUCCUCGUCGUCUCUCACGGAUCCGCAGUACGGCGGAGGGCGAAGUAGAUUCAUGGAGUUCCCGCACGUCUCAGCUCCGCACAGAGAUCUUAUGGUGGAGCUCGUGUCAGCGGUGGAGGCGCGCCUUGACUCUUAUCUGCUUCCUUGUACUCUCCCGCCAGAUGUUCAGUACUAUGAGAACCAGAGUGGAACCGCCCAAGCGACUCUCCAUGUCAGAUCCGGCCAUGACUCCUCGCCGAUUGAUUUCGUAUUGGGAAGCUGGAUACACUGUCAGCUGCCAUCUGGAGGAGCACUCAACAUAACCAGCCUCUCCACCUAUUUAAACCCUUCAACAGAUGCACCAAAUUUCCUAAUUGAGCUCAUCCGGAGCAGCCCUACAUCUCUGGUCCUCAUUCUUGAUUUGCCUCCUCGUAAGGACCUUGCCCUUCAUCCAGACUACCUUCAGACUUUCUAUGAAGACACCAAAUUGGAGAGUCGCAGACAACUGCUUGAGAAAAUCCCCGAGUCCCAACCCUACUUCUCAUCCUCUCUUUACAUCCGCUGCAUUGUCUCUCCCACAGCAAUAAUGACCCGGAUAGAAACUGAGGCAGGUGGAGUGGAACGAAUGGAAGAGAUUUUACAGUCUCAUGUUGGACCUGUUGCCAAGGAGGUUUUGGGAAUAUGGCUGGAUCAGUGUGCAUUUGGAGAGAGAGAAGUAGGAGAUUCGGAGAUAUCUUACUUAGAAAAGAGGGAUAGGUUGAUCAGAAGCAAAACGAUCGAGAUUGAUCUUGGCUCAAGCUUGCCUAGGUUGUUUGGGCCAGAAACAGCAGGUAGAGUUUUGGAAGCUAUGCGGGGGGUUUUUAAAUGAUAUUGCGCAUAAGCUAUAAAUUUGUUUUUCAGCUGAACAAAUGUAGUGGUUUAGGGUUUGAAUGUGCAGUUUUUUAUUGAAGUAUUUCUUCUGUAUAUUACUGAGGAAAUAUUGUGAAAGGCAAUUUUGUUGUUGACCUAAAGAAUUCACUUAGAGGGUCUUUGCAUUUUUAUA